This is a messenger RNA of Stylonychia lemnae, 939 nucleotides long. The record is from the annotation of a GenBank genome assembly. NCBI's taxonomy places the organism in Eukaryota, Ciliophora, Spirotrichea, Sporadotrichida, Oxytrichidae.
AUGAAUGAAAGAAAAGGGACAGCGAGCAUGCCGAUUUCACUAGAUCUUAUGGAUAGCAAGAGAGGAAACGAAGAAGAAGGUGUGCCCGAAUUAUUGAAUCUACCUAGAGAAUCUUCUGCAGUAGAAGCCAAAUCUCUAAGAGAUGAAAUAAGAAGAGUUCAGCAAACUCUCGAGCACAAAAUGAAGGAGAAAGUUGAUAAGAGAGAUCUUGAGGAGAUCAAAGGUAUUAUUCGAUAGUUUUUAGCUUUAUUCUAUUUUCUAGCUAAUAUGUUGAAAUUCAUUGAUGAGGAACUUUAACAAAAGACAAAAAGAUUCGUUGACAAGUAAGAUCUAAAGAUGUACAAAACUUAUCUUGAGAAACAACUUGAAAAUUUGUUUACUCUGAUUUAAACAAGAAUUCCCACAGUUCCUGAAGGAGAUAGUGCUAUGCUUUCAAAGAAACCUUUGGGAGGCUGGUCUUGUGCAAGUUGUGAGAAGAACUUAACUAAUAUCAUGAGUUAAUCUUAAGAUCAUUAAUCUUGGAACAGACUGCCUAUGAGAGAGCCAAACAUUAAAUUGGCUAAAGCUGGUUAGGGCUUCUCUAAGAUUCUUUCAAAGAUGAAACCUGGGGAAUUGAAUAUUGGUUCUAGCAGAAUAGGAGAGGAUGAUAGUCAGCUUAUCACUCAAUCUUUAAAUAUCAGUCCUAAUACCAGAGAUAUAAAUGGUAAUAUUGGUAAUAUGAUGUAAAAGUACAACUCAAAUGUAGUUUAGUACCAAAGUGCUUCAAGAAUAGCCACAACUUCUAUGUUUGCCAAUUUCCAAUAGCAAUAGCAAUAGCAAUAAUAGGAGAUUGAGAUAAUUGAUGGUGAAAUUUAGGGUCAAGCUACUAUGAUCCACAACAGAUCAGUGAGCUAAUUGCCAAAAAUUAACCAGAAGAUGUCAAAACAAAGAAAGUAAUGA